GUGGCCAAGGAUAGUUGAAUAAAGAUCCUUGAAGAAAAUUUUGAAAAGAAACCCAUCGCUUUGAUUAGCAAGACAAGCAGCUUAAGUGGAUCAAAAAUUCUUGAUUGCCCAAUGAACGACUACUUACCAAGAUUUAUUACAACAAUCAUCGGCAUAAGGAAGAUGUUCCCCGAGAGUCAUUAAGACGGAGAUGAGCACAGCCUAUUGAGAGCCACUUCAGCUUCUGGCGUUCGAGAGUUUGCAGUCCUCUUUAGAAACUUUAUCAAAACAAACACUUUGAUAAGUCAUAUCCGACUAUCACAGAUGAUCCUAAACAUGUCGAAUACAUUGCAGCGUACGAAUGCACUGUCUUAACUUGAAAUGAUGGAAAAUGACAAAAUGAAAUACAUCGAUGACGAUUCCCAGAACUACAAUUAUGUGUGGAAAAAGAAGAAGGCCGUACAAAAAGCCAAAGGUGAAGUUCAAGAGAAAGACUUCAGACAAAUAUGUACAGAGAGCUUAAAAGAAGACUACAGUAGCUACGAAGAAUCGAUUUCUGAAUCGAGAACUUAUUUCGGCAAGGAAGGCAGUUCUAGUGGAGACGAUAUUCCGGAUAUAGUAGAAGAGGAUGAGUUUACAUGUGAUGAUUCACUGCUGAGUCCAAGAGCUCCUUUGGAAACGGGGGAAAAUGACGUGGAUAGUCCUGAUUCUCUUGAAGGUUUGGAAAUAUUAGUUAGUGAAAGCGACCACGAACGAAUCGCCUUGACGUCCGGGCUUACCGUGAAAGACCAGGAAGACGUUGUAAUAAAACAAAAAGAAUUUAGUUUAGAAGGAGACGCUAUUGUUACGCGAGAGGAGAACAAUAGUGAAGAAAAAGAAAAACACGGCAGAUUAACUGGCGACAACGCGCCUCGCCGAAAAGUACAUUUCAAAGAAGACGUGAACCAGAAUAGAAAGUGUAGCGAACCCGACGACGUGUCGCCAUUGGACGAGGAAGGCUUGUCAAUCGACGUACUGUUUACAGAUGACGUGACAAUCCGAGUAACGUUCAAGGAGGGGAAAGCCGAUGUGGAGGAGAAAGAGACUGCGGGGAGUGAUGUGGAGAGCAGUAGCAGAGGCAAUAUCGGCAAAAAUGAAGGUAUUGAGGACGAUUCAAUAUCACCGCAUGCUGGGAUAAGCGAAGAUAAACAGAAAUAUGUAUUGGAAAAAGAGGGGUGCUCACAAGAGGAAAAUAUGAGUGAUCUAUCUAAGGAAAUCUCGUCUGAAUGUUCAGAUAUACAAUGUGAGAAUUCAUUUGAUACUGAAAAAAUCGAGGAAAUGGAAAGUGUUAGUGAGUCUGACAAAGAAAAUCUGGCUCAAGGUGAGGAAAUCAGUGGAAGUAAGGAAUCCGUAGAUAUGCAAAGUGCAUUAGACAGGUGCGACAGCGACCACAACGACGGGGAUGGCUCAGAUGGAUCGAUCCUUGGAGAAAUGCGGCAAUCCAAUUUACCGCUGUGUUUGGAAAACGCCGUCAAUCCGAGUGGAAACAAGCUAAACGUAAUUCCGCCCGUGUUGACGGAAAACAUGAUUGCCAAUGAAGUCAGUAAAUUGGAACACGAGCUCUGCGACUCUGAGAAAUCAUCGUCGAAAAAUGAAGUCGAUCAAGUUGUACCAUAUUUCGAAAAUGACUUGACUGAUUCGGAUAAAGAUUCGUGCAGUUCGGAUUCAGAUGAGAUGGAAAAUGAUGAUUCUGAUAAUUCAAAAAUUGACAUGUGUGACAAAUUGAAUGGUAAUUAUGAUCACGGAAAUUAUAGUACAAAGAUUGACAAAGAUUAUACUAAUAUGUUUUAUUUACACGAUAUCAUUGAGGAAGAAUCGUGUUCUGAUUUGGACAACGAAGAUUACACCAGUUGCGACAGCACUGUGUAUGUAACAGAAACCGGAGAUGAAAACCCCUCGAAUAUCCUGUCAAACGAUUCGAAUUUGCAAAACUACUCGAAAACUACAGAGAGCGAGGAUUCUUUGAACUCAGACACCAGUGUCGAGAAGUGCGAAACCGAGUCAUCAGAGAAGGAAAUAUUCAAACAAAAAUCAAACCCUAUCCUAAACCUCUUAGAGAUGCAGAAAAAGGAGGAAAUUUUCGAAUCGAGUUUGGAAAUACUGCAGGAAUUCCGGAGCAAUUUAAUCCCCGGAAUAACCUCGGCGUCAAACUGGAUCAGUUGUUGCGAUAGUGACGAGUUAUCAUUAGGUGUGGUUGGCGGUGGGGAGGAGGAGGGAGAGGUAGGGAGUGAGGAGGGAGGUCGGGAGUGUGGGAGUUGGAUAGCGCUAUCGACCGUCGGCGCGGCGAGUCAGCCGUCCGUCGGCGCAGCGAUGCUCAGUACCUACCCGCCAGCCCCCAGUCAACAUGCCUGGCAGACGCUGCGUCAGGAGGCCGAGAGCGACAGUGACAACGACUCUCUCCAAGGGGCCUCUCUGGACACAGUGAUACAGGUGAAGCCGCUGCUAGUGGACCGCGAGAUACAGGUGGACAGUGGGUGCAAGUGCUCCGAGGACCAUGACGACGGGAGUGGAGCUGUCGAUGCUGAUACCAGCUGUGAUAACGAGGAGUCGCAGACCAGAGUAGACAGUAGUGAUAAAGAAACCCUGAGUGAUGCCGAGGAGUGCCGUGCUAGUGUAGAGUCGAACUGUGAUAAGUUAGAAAAUAGUGAUAACGAUGUAUCUGCUGAAAGUGAAGAUAAAAGGGAUGAAAGUCCGGCUAAGGAGUCAGACGAGGUAAAAGUGAGCGAAAGUGACGAAACACCUAAACCGAGUUUGAAAGAUUUAUUUCCCAUAAAAAGAACGACAAAUGCGCUUGAAAAUCUGCCUUUGAUUUACCCUCACGCGAGAGGACUCAGUGUGACAAAACCGGUGAACAAGUUCGAGAGUUUCCUAUUGAAAUACCAAGAAAAAGAAAAAUCUGAAAACAACCCAAGCAAAAUUGAAAGUGAUCCAGUGAACGAAAAACAAAGCGAGUGCGUGUCAAGCAAUGUGUUCGGUCAGACAGAUUUCAAAACAGAAAACCUAUUCCAAUUCAACGUCCACGCCCACGAGGCUGUAACCAGUUUCAGUUUCAACGAGGAGACCAAGGAUAGCUCCGAGGACGAGAUGAAGCAGAAGAAGAAACACGAGGAAAAUAGAAACCAGGAGGAAGCGGUCGGUGCCUCAAGUGAACUAUGCAACGGGUAUCAUAGAGGAGUGUUGAAAUCCGCGUUGAAAAGAGGUUCGACGAAAAAGUCCAAGAAGAAACACCGCGUUCAAUUUGACGAGUCGUUGAAUAAGUUUUUCGACGCGGAUUACGUGAUUCUGAUUCGCGAGGAGCCCGACGACUUCGAGGGCGACUACGAGUUCGGCGGUUGUGAUUGUGGUGAAGACUUCUGCUACGACGAGUGUUGUGACGAGGAUGACGAGGACGAGGAGAGUUUCCAGGAGCCUCCCAGUCCGAAGUUCGAUCUUUGUGCCGCGUUUGAGCCUCCAGUGGAGUUCGUGGACCAGGUUACUCUCAGUCCCCCCGAUGGAUACAAGGAUACGUCCCACUACUGUCCACACCACCACCCUAGACUGCCACCGGGCAAGCGGCGACCAGAUGGCAAAGAAGACUGGAUGGCUCAAGAGGGGAACACGGAAGUACCUGCAGCACCUCUCUCUCACACAACACCAGCUGAUACCAGGACAGAGGCUACUAACACUGACGACGACCUCCACCAAGGGUCGUCUGAUGAGCAUCAAGACUCGCAGCAGCUGACGCAACAACAGCUGACCCAGCAACAGCGGUACAUCGUAGAGACCAUCACCAUGACUACAGUGACGGAGAGGCGGAUCGUACGAGAGGCGGAACGCAAGAGUGUGGAGGCGGAGGACAUCCCUUCCAGACCUCCCGGCAUCCUCAAGGGAGGCAAGCUGUGGCGGAGUGUGGACUGCGGCAACCAGACAGACCUGGGCGAAGACCUCAUGGGACAUCCGCCUGGCGAGGAGGACGACCGUCGAGGAGUCAGGUUCUCCGAGGCCGGCAAGUCCGAGAAAGAGGACAACAAGGACGGCAGUGAGAUGAACUUGACGUUCAAGAUUGCAAAUCCUGUGGUUGUUUCUAAGCCAAACUCUGCCGUGAGACAGCUGUUCCCUGGACAGAAGUUCAUGUCUCCACCGCCUCAAGCGGCACGAUCACCUGAGGCAGAGACUGCUCAAGACGAAAAAGACAAGAGCUAUCUGACAGCUGAGAAUCUCAAGAUGUUCGAAGAAGCGAAAAAGAACAAGCUUCAACAAUAUUAUAGCUCAAGUAGAAACAGCUCGAAGGACGGAAGUUCUCAAACUCUCUCGUCCCCUCAGACGGAGCAUCCACCGAGUGAUGACGAUGAAGGUCUGAGUAGCAAUUUGAUCAAGAGAACAAUUGAAAGGAACACGCUCAGGCGAAGUCUGUUGAAGUACCCGCACGAUAUUAGAUUGAAGAGGAACCAGAACAAGUUGAAGAACGAAAACUCACUCGUGGAAAGGAUAAAACAACUGACGUGUGACGUCGAUGACGAAACGGACAAGGGAAAAGAUGGAGAGUCGAGUAGAUCGAGUCCCCCCGGGGAAGAGUCUCAGAAGGUGCAGAGUUCGAGCCAAAGUCGCCCUGAUAAAAUCGCCUCCUCCGGCAUGUCUUCCACUUAUAAGAAGUUGACGGAUCUGUUUUCACGUAGGGAUAAACUUGAAGCAGCGCACCCCUCGGUUAUUCUACAGACCCCUGUGUCUGUGGAGAGACAAUACGCUUAUUAUCAACCGGUCUAUCACCAACAACACCCUACUCCACCUGAUUUAGGCAACGGAUUGAACACUCCCACUGGUGUUGGUCAGAAACAUUUGGUUCCAAGAAACAGUGUAACGACCGAGGCGAGAAAACAGUUCCUUUCGUCUCUGGCACCUUUGACCGCGUGUGUUAGCGGUAACUUGGAUGAUUCUCCAGUAUACAGAGAUAACCAACCGUUACCCGGGGACAGGACGUCUGUAGCGAGCACCAGUACGGCGCAGGACUCCGAGUACAGCUUAGACGACAUAGAAGAAGCCCUAAACUCGGAAGACACAAAAUCUCAACCCCAACCGGAUGUGGUGGCAGGUACCCCGGCCGGAAACAGUGACCAAGACGAGCUCGCCCUGUUCGUACAGCAGGAUGCGGGCCGUAUAGAGCGGAUCCGUAAACGUUACAGUUCGACACCAACCUCAGCUGGCUCUGACGAUGACGAACAUGACGACUACGGAUUCAACCGAAGACCUUCCGUUCGUGGAAUCAAACCGAGAUUCGGUUCUACGACAGAAAUUCUACAGCAGAUGCAAUCUCAGUUGCAACCUCCAGCUCUGGCGUGUCCAAGUAGAGUAGGGAGUCAUAUAACAUGGCCUUAUUACACCCCCGACGACUCUAGGAGGAGUAAUCCAAGUAGAACAGCGAUGCCUAUAUUGAAAGAGGAAACUCACUUUACCUACAUCCCCGAUCCCAAUAUGGAGUACGGAGCCAACUCCCCCGUGGAUCCCUCACGAACGUAUCAGCACCAGAUGAUAUAUUCGGCAACUGGGAACCUUCAUCAACCCAUGAGGAUCGGAGGCGGUGGAGAUAUCCAAUAUCCUGCACGAGUGCAUCACAUCCACUCGGAGUCUCCUCCCAGAGUACCACCGAUGGGGAUGAUGGUUCCGUACCAAGAACAUGACUUUCCUUACCGGACGACAGCGCCUAUAUACGCCAGAAGAGCUAUCCCAGGAAGUGUCGUCCAAAUGAGGGUUUCUCCCAUCCCAGCUGGAUCUGCUGUUAGGCUACCCCUACACCCUCCCUAUGUAGAACCUGAGCCCCACUACUCUACCCAGCCGCUACCACCAGGAACAACCUCCAUCAUCAGAGUAGGACAGCAACAGACCAUCAGAGUUCCCUACCCUACUGGAGGGCCUGUGCAGGUGCAUCUCCUAGCAACAAGGAGAAGUGAAAGCCCUCAACGAGGAUCUCCUUCGCAACAACCUGCGUAUCCUGCAAACCAAUACGUUGUAGCACGAGGAACGCAGACUUCCUCGAUAUCUUCCACCUACUACAACAUCGGGAAUGCCGUUCCUCCCAGAGGCACGUACUAUCCCUCUCCACCCAUUCCUCAAACAAAUGGACCAAAUUUCAACCGAGGGCCUCUAAUAUACUCCGAUCAUCCAGCUAAACCUCCUCAUCUUUACAACAACAACAAUUUCCCUCCGAACCCCCACCGAGCCACGUCCCCCAUCCAGUCGUUGACCUCUUCCCCCACCAGGAUGAAGCCUCAGAACGAGCGAGGAGUUCCUGAAGGUGCUGCGUCCUCUUCCCCAGCAUUCCCUCAAGACCAGGUUUACCAACUUCAAGUUUCCUCGGGCACAAAUAUACCCUCUCCUAGCACCUCGGAGGCUAGUCACUCCCCCGCCACCUGUGAUACCGCCACCUCUCCUACCACCCCUCCACAGUCGUCUGCCAACCCUUCCUCUGUAUAUUACUCCAUGAAUGUCUGACACAGUCUACAACAGUACCAGUACUACUGGACCUCCUCUCAGCCCAAUCCCUAGAUGUUUUGUUGUUUAGAUUGUUUGUUACGCCUGGGGUUAGUUGGGGACUCAUUUCCGUCCUUGAGGUUGAAACUCUUGUUUAUGAUUGAAUAAGUAACCUAUUGAGUUUUUGUCGCUUCUGGUAGUUUUACAAUAUUCAGUACACACUUAAGAAUCUAAUAGAUUUAUGUAGAUUAUCAGUACCUGAUAUGUUAUUGUAAAAGGUACAGUAUGAAGUUUUCAGAUAUUUUUAGGAAAAUCUAACUUAAUUGCGAUUUUCUGUUAAUUAAUCGAAAUAGCUUUGUCUCCAAUUCUACAGUUGUUAUAAUUUGUAGCAGUAGGUCUAUCUAACUGCUUAGCAUAUUUAAAAUAUUGUGUUUGUGAACAUUUACACCUGACAGUCCUAAUAUAGUUUCUUUGACACAAGACAAUAACAUGUCCCCCGACGGGAACCUACCCUAGCUCCAGGCGGUCAAGACUCCAGUAUUAUUUGUCGCAAUAAUUCGUCUAGCUUUGUUAUUGGUCAAAGGCCGCUCAUUGUUUCGUAUGGUUGUGAUUUUAAGGCUUAAAUUUAUAAACCCUGCCUAAAAACAUGUUUGUAAUACACGGUCACACUGUGGUCUUUUAAAAAGACGUUUUGUAAAAACUUUAAUCGAGUAUCGAAGAUUCUUCCAAGUUUGUAGCGGAAAACCGAAUGGUCCAGAUUGUUUAUUUUAUUGUAGUCGAAUAACUAUCGAUAUUUUUAUGAAAUUAUUGCGUUUACGUUAUAGAAAAUUGUUGAUAAUUUACGCUCAUAUUGUUGUAGUUUUUUAAGUUUUAUAACUAAAUAUAAAAUCGAAGCGAGAUCUCUUUAGAGUGUUAAAAUGUAUUGAAUAGUAGUUAAAAAAUCUCAUAGUGAAUUUCUAUCUAUUCUGUGUUUAGUGUUAGAAUUGAUCUGAGAAACUUGUUCGCGAAGGCCUGAGAACGGAAACGAAUAUAAAUUUUAUUUUUAAAUAUAAUUAUUUAUAUAAUAGCUCUAAUAAACCCCAUUUUAUAUUAUAUAUAGUAUGUAAUAGUUUUUAAAAGUUAAAUAUUUAUAGACCUUUAUUGUACUGCAGUAUAACUGAUGCAUUAACCAAAACAUUUUUUACUUCUCGGUAUAGUACAGGUAGAUCAUAUUGUUUAGGCCUUACAGGGUUACCACCUUUUUCACUAGUGGCUGCAAAUGUUGUUUUUUUUUCUUUAAAUUAAAUAUUUGUUUAUAGACACUUACAAUUGUUUAAAAAUUAUAAACGCUCUAGUAAUGAAAUUUAACUCCAAAAGAAAGCUCCUUAAAGCAUGGCAAACAACAUAUUCAGGUCGAAGAGUUUUCACAGUAACGUCCACUCAUAAUGGGAUUAAGGGUAAGAGGCUUUGGCCGAAAUGGGGCUGCAAGUGUUGGGGAGGGGGGUGGAAACCCGCUGUUUGGACAUGGUACAAUAACUCAACUAGCCUGUUUGUUACUCAAUCGACUGUGUAUAAUAUUUUUUCUUUUGGGCUUACGAUGUCAAAAAAAAUAAGAUUUGAACUUUUCUAAAUCUUCCACAUUACAUUAUGCAUUUCAUACAUUUAACUAUUAUUUACAUUGUGCAUUUACUCCCACUUGUAUAAGAAAACCUCAAAUUUGUUUGGGUAGGCUUCCGUAUUUGUUGCCAAAAACAACCGAAUGAAAAUUUCGAUCAAUAUAUCGAUUGUUUUAUUCGAUAUAUCGUUUGGUUCGUAGGUUUACCUAACCUAACCAACCAAACGAUAUAUCGAAUGAACUAAUCGAUAUAUCGAAUAAUUGGUAUUUUCAUUCGGUUUUUUUUACAACAGAUACGGAAGUCUACCCAUUUGUUUCAAUAACCGAAGAACGAUUCAGAAAUCUAAGCCACUAGUGAUAAUGGUGAAUUUAUAAAACCGAUAAAUUGUAAAUACUUGCAAAGAUAUUCCACAUUCCAUUAUGUUACCAAAGAUCAGUUCUACCUUCAGCUUGCAUAGGCGUAAAAGUUUAUUUUACCUUCGUAAUAUAUGUAAAUUAUGUAAUAUAACUGAGAAAUGUAAUAAUAUAUCUAAAAGUUGUUGUAACUGAUGUUUCGGUGCCAAAGACGUAGAGCUGUACCAAAGCGGCUCGAAGGAGCCUUAGGCCUAACCUUAUAAUCAAACAUUUGGUUCUCUUUUGUCAAUCAUUAAAUAUAAUUUAAACAAACAAA
Molecule: messenger RNA, 8726 nt
Organism: Macrosteles quadrilineatus (aster leafhopper)
Lineage: Eukaryota; Metazoa; Arthropoda; Insecta; Hemiptera; Cicadellidae
Exons: 8
Coding region: 361-6483 (2040 amino acids)
Source: RefSeq, a predicted model, not a curated record